CGUUUGGCGCUAACAGGUGCAAAAUGUCGGCUCCUCUCGGACUGUUCAGGAACCGUGUCGGAGCUCUCCGGCCGGCCGCUUUCACGUCGCUGCUGCCGGGGACCCAUCCGGGGAGGAGUCCGGCAGGCGGACGGUGGAUUUCCGGCACACUGACAGGUACUGGAGCUAGCAUGUCCUGCUAGCUGAUCGAAAGCUGGCGGCGGUUUCCGGCGGAAUGUUUUCCCGAACGAGUCGCCGCGAUCAUCGGAUCCGCCGCUCACACGAACCGGCGGCAGGAGGUCCGACCCGCCGGUCCGGUCCGAGCCGGUUCAGUCCAGUGGCGUCAAGCUGACGGAGACGUGCCAGUCCGCCGUCACUUCCGGUGUUGCUCAGCAGUGAUCCUCUGGAGGAGCUCUUAGGCCACUGGAGGGCGUCAGAGUUUUAGACCUGACCAGAUUUCCAUGGUGUGUUUGCAGAGUUCUGGCCGGACCCUUCGCCACCAUGAUCCUGGGAGAUCUGGGAGCCGAGGUGGUCAAAGUGGAGCGACCCGGUGCAGGCGAUGACACCAGAGCCUGGGGUCCUCCGUUCGUCAGCUCUGAGAGCGCCUACUUCCUCAGCGUCAACCGAAACAAGAAGAGUGUUGCUGUGGACAUGAAACAUCCCAGAGGAGUGGAGGUCAUCCAGGAGCUUGCAGGAGUGUGCGAUGUGCUGGUGGAGAACUACCUUCCAGGGAAGCUUCGUCAGAUGGGUUUAGGAUACGAGCAGCUGAGCAGAGGGAACCCACGGCUCAUCUACUGCUCCAUAUCAGGUUACGGGCAGACCGGUCCUCAGGCUCAGAGUCCAGGAUACGACUCCAUCAUCUCGGCAGUGUCGGGGAUGAUGCACAUCACCGGGCCGCAGGACGGUGAGCCGGUACGUCCGGGCGUCGCUAUGACUGACAUGGCGACGGGACUUUACGCCCACGGAGCCGUCAUGGCCGCCCUGCUGCAGCGACACAACACUGGGAGAGGAGUUCACAUCGACUGCAACCUGCUGUCCUCACAGGUUUCCUGCCUCAGCCAUAUCGCUGCCAACUACCUGAACGCCGGGAAGGAGGCGAGGCGUUGGGGGACGGCCCAUGAGAGCAUCGUACCUUACCAGGGCUUCAGGACCAAAGACGGAUACAUCAUUGUUGCAGCCGGAAAUGACAAGCAGUUUGUCAGAAUGUGUCAGGUUCUGCAGAUGGUGGAGCUCACCGAGGAGCCAAAAUACAAAACCAACAACCUGAGAGUCCAAAACCGCCAGCAGCUGCUGCAGACGCUGUCUGAGAGGCUGCUGCAGGAGAACACGGCUGAUUGGCUGAGGAGGUUCCAGGGGUCAGGUGUUCCGGUUGGACCAAUCAACAGCAUCCAGGAAGUGUUCGCAGAGCCGCAGGUGAAACACAAUGGCCUCAUCCAGGAGAUGCAGCAUCCAGCAGCCGGACUCAUCGCUGUCCCAGGGCCGGCGGUUCGCUUCAGCAGCUUCUCUCCCAGUGGUCCGACUCCUCCUCCUCUGAUUGGCCAGCACACCGUGCAGGUGCUGCGAGACACCUUGUCCUACAGUGAUGAUGUCAUCAAAGCGCUGCUGGAGUCGGGGGCAGUGGCCCAGAACGAAGCGAUCUGAUUGGCUUUCAGGAGAGAAUGGAGGGAGACUGGUUGAUUCCAGCUGACGAAUCAAUGCAGCUGAACUGAUAAUCAAAGACGGAGCUGAUCGAUCAGUUUGGUUAAUGGAGACUGAAGGCCAAACACAGCUGUUUGAAUCAGUGCUGGAUUAUUAGUGUUAGAGAUGUGAUUUUAUUCACGUUGAGAAAGUCAUGAAGGUUUACCAGAAAGUUCUGAAACUCUCCAUCCAUGAUGAAUGUUCUCCAGUGCAGCGCUGCUCUGCUCCCACAGCUCCUGCAACACUCCAUCUGAAGAUACAUGAAGCUGAAAAAAGACAUCGAAAGGGACUGAAAACUCACCAAAAUACCAAAACCCAUUUAAACUGCCUCAUAAUCAUCCACUCAGACAUCUUCUAAAUGUGUCUACAUCUGCUUCAUCAUUUGUCCAAAUUCAAUUCAAUUCAAUUCAAUUCAAUUCAAUUCAAUUCAAUUCAAUUCAAUUCAAUUCAAUUCAAUUUUAUUUAUAUAGCGCCAGUUACAGUCAAAUUGUCUCAAGACGCUGAAUGAAAAAACUCAUCAAAAAUAACUUCAGAUUGUCCAAAAUAAGAAAAACUUGUUCUAAAUGACUCUACAUCUGCCAAAUCAGUCAACAUUUGUCCAAAAAUUGGGGAAAAACAUCACCAGAAAAUGUCUCACAAUUUGUCCAAAAUAACAAAAACUUGUGCUAAAUACGUCUACAUCUGAUUCAACAUAUGUCCAAAAUAAAAUACAUUUUAAACAUUCAACAUGACUUCAAAUUUGUCGAAAAUGACUCAAAAUUUACCCAAACUGAAUCAAAAUUUGUCCAAAAUAACAAAAACUUGUUCUAAAUGCAUUUACAUCUGAUGCAACGUUUGUCCAAAAUAUUUUUUUUUAAAUUAUGAAAAAUAACUAAGAAUUGUCCAAAAUGACAUAAAAAAAGUCUAAAACAAAACUUGUCCAAAAUGAAAAAGAAAUCUGCAAAAAUAACUUAAAAUUGUCCAAAAUUACUCAAAAUGUGUCCAAAAUGCCUCAAGAAAUGUCCAAAAUUAUUUAAAAUUUGUUCAGAGUGAUUCAAAAUUUGCCUGCACUGAAUCAGAAUUUGUCCGAAACAACAAAGUUUGUCCAAAAUGAAAAAAAAUAUCAGAAAUGACUUAAAAUUGUCCAAAAUGACUUAACAUUUGUCAAAAAAAAAAACCCAAAAACUUGUUGUAAAUGAGUCUACAUCUGCCAAAUGAUUCAACAUUUGUCCAAAAAUAGGAAAGAAAAUCUUUGACUUAAAAAUUUUUCAAAAUAACAAAAACUGGUCUAAACUGACUCAUUAUGUUUCAGAAGACUCAAACAUUAUCCAGAAUGAUCCAACAUUUGUCCACACUCAAUCAGAAUUCGUCCAAAAUAACAGUUUGUCCAAAAUGAAACAAAAAAUCAUCAAAAUGACUUAACAUUGUCCAAAAUAACUCAAAAUUUGCCCAGAAUCAUGUAAAACUUGUGUAACUGAUGCAGAAUUUGUCCAGUCCUGGAACUUUCCGACACGCUCUCGUUCUUCACUGUGUCAGAAAGUUUCACUCCUCUGAACUCAGGCAGAAGAAGAAAGGACUGAAAAAUGUGCAUUUCAGGCUCUGAAUGACUGAAACGAUGAAGACGUUUGUUGAUCUGCAGCUGAAAUGAAGCUAAACAAUGCUUGAAACGCUCCUCUCAGGUUAAACUGUAAAUUACACUCCAGAUCAGCACUUUGUCAUGAAAAUAAAACACUGGAAUCUUGUGA
Molecule: messenger RNA, 3380 nt
Organism: Amphiprion ocellaris (clown anemonefish)
Lineage: Eukaryota; Metazoa; Chordata; Actinopteri; Pomacentridae
Gene: sugct
Product: succinyl-CoA:glutarate-CoA transferase
Exons: 14
Coding region: 481-1620 (379 amino acids)
Molecular function (GO): catalytic activity
Source: RefSeq, a predicted model, not a curated record